AGAUCAAAACUUCAAAAAUGCUUGCUGUAGCAUUACCUGAAAGUCUUCCAGAAGUCGAUACGUUUUCAUAUGUAGAAGCUGAAAACAGUGCAUCUAUAAACAAUGAAGAAGACACCAGACCUCUCGUGGGGAUCAUUUAUCCUCCACCAGAUAUAAGGAAUAUUGUUGAUAAGACUGCCAUAUUCGUUGCAAGAAAUGGUGUACAAUUUGAAGAACGCAUUCGUGAAAAUGAAAAACAUAAUGCCAAAUUCAGCUUUUUGAAUCCAAACGAUCCGUAUCACGCUUAUUAUCAAUACAAAAUCGCAGAGACCAAAGGCGGCAAAGUUUCUAAAAAGGCUGAACCAAAAGAGCUUAAAGUUGAAAUUAAAGAGGAGGGUUUCCUACCAAGAGCUCCACCAAAGGAACCACCUUCUUUUGAAUUUAUGAAUGAUAUGCCUUCUAUAUCUGCACAGGAUCUAAUUGCAUGUAAUCGCCAGUUUACUAAUAUGAUUUGUUUAGUUGCAUAUGCAUCAAUUGAUUGGCAUGAUUUUGUUAUUGUGGAAACUGUCGAAUUUACUGAAGCUGACGAAACAAUUGAUCUCCCUCCACCUAUGAGUAUCAUUGAACUGGAAAACAUGACUCUUGCCCAAAAGAAGAUGGCAUCAGUCAAUAUUGUUGAAACUCAUGAAGAUAAAGCUGCCGAGAUUGAUAUGGAGUCGGCUCCUGUUGUACAUGAAAUCAAACCUCCAGAUACGUCCGCCCCUAUGAAAAUUGUUAAAGAUUAUACUCCCAAAGCUUAUGCACCUAAAACCACCACUGAGAGACAAACAUCCAUAUGUCCAAGAUGUAAACAAGCAAUUCCUGUGGACGAAAUGGCAAAUCAUGUCCGUAUAGAAUUGUUAGAUCCUAAAUGGAAAGAACAAAAGAUGGCGGCAGAUGCAAAGAAGAAAGAAUCAAACUUGUUACAAGAAGGAACGGAUGUUGCCAAAAUUCUCAAGACAUUUUCCGGUUAUCGUUCCGAUAUUUUUGGAAAUGAGGAGACUGAAAUCGCGUCUAUAAAUAUGGCAACUCAACGAGCAGCGGCCGGUGUUUCAAUCGAUGAACAAAUUGCUGCAAUUCAUCGAAGCAAAGGCUUGACAAGCGAUAGCGACUCUAAAAUCGGUCCAAGGAUACCACAAUUACAGGAUCAUUCACAUCAGCAUCAAAUGCAGCAUAUGCACCAACAAGGGUUACAACAACAUAUGCCUUCAGCUCAACAACCUAUGUACGCUAGUUAUCCAUCUCAUACAACACAAAAUGUUCCAAUACCGCAAGGACCUCUACCAGUCGCGUAUCCUGGUUAUGUUGGGUCUUCUGCGCCAUUUGCACAUCAGUUGCCAGGUUUUAUUACACCAAUCGCGCCUGUUACUAUGUCUUCUCAACCACCCUCUCAAGUCCGCCCACCUAUUCCGCCCAUUCCCCAGCUUCAUCGCCAAUCUUUACCAGAAGACGAAGUAGACAUGGGCAUCCUACCAAAACGACAAAAAUUAGAUAAUGCUUCCUCUAUGGGAGCCCUUGUAUCAGAGGAAGAAUGGAUAGCUUCUCAUCAGGGAUUAGUAAAUAUACAAAUUCAGUGUCCAAUAAUAUCUGAAAAACCAGAAUGGAAUUGUCAAGGGCAAAUCAUUGUCUUGGACAGUUUAUCGGUCACAACGCUGGUUUCCGCUGUAAAAGAUAAGAUUUUUGCAAGAUUGAAUUUCCCAGCAGGAAAGCAAAAACUCACAAUAGGAGGCGCCGUAAUGAAAAAUCAGGUAUCAUUGGCAUACUAUAAUAUUGAAGAUGGUGUCAUCCUUGGAUUAGCAAUUAAAGAUCGAGGGAAAAAAUAA
This is a messenger RNA of Dentiscutata erythropus, 1841 nucleotides long. The record is from the annotation of a GenBank genome assembly. NCBI's taxonomy places the organism in Eukaryota, Fungi, Glomeromycota, Glomeromycetes, Diversisporales, Gigasporaceae.